Gymnodraco acuticeps is the source of this 5118-nucleotide messenger RNA. RefSeq names its product NEDD4 binding protein 3 (gene n4bp3). The transcript is spliced from 10 exons. The record is from RefSeq and is a predicted model, not a curated record. NCBI's taxonomy places the organism in Eukaryota, Metazoa, Chordata, Actinopteri, Perciformes, Bathydraconidae. The coding region runs from base 1925 to 3826 and encodes 633 amino acids. Gene Ontology annotation, cellular component: cytoplasmic vesicle.
UUCAGUCUUUAGCCUAAAUUAAGCUAAGCUAAACAUUUGCUGGUUCUAUAUUCAUAUUACCAUACAGACAUGAGAGUUGCAUCAGGGUUAGUUUCCCAAAAUGACAAACUUCCCCUUGAAGAAAAGUCUGUAAAUAUAUUCAAAGAAUCUGUCUCUGUAAAUAAGGUACUCUAUUUUAAAUCCUAUUUGACUGAAUUUCCUAUCAUGUUUUUCUAAAGUAGAACUCACAGACACACUAAGCUCAGGUGCGUGUCUGAUGACCAAGGAUAAUGUAAUUUCUCAAGAGCCAGACAUCCAGUGUGCCUCCCAUAGCUGCUUCCUGUAAUGUUAUUGUCCAGAAGAGCUUAGGCAGAGGAAAUGAGCCUAGCUCGUGCUGUUGUCUCGUCUUAUUGACUGGUCAGACAGGUACAGUAACUGUCAGCAGGCCCCGACUCGUCCCUCUCUUCUUUCUGCCUCACAUUCCAAUCUACGAACCUCGACAUUCCUAUUCUCUCUUCGACCUACCCCUCCUGCUGCUGCCUCUUGCCUUUUUAUUCACACACACAUACAUGCACCACCUUCAAUACUUCUCGAGGUUCCCAGAGCUUUCUUGUUGGUGCUGCUCUGUCUGCCAGCUGAGAGACUUACAACUGAGAAUCUGUGGAAUCUGAGACUGGAUAUGCCUGUGAGGCCCAGAGGUAAUGACGGGUACAGCGUCACCUGUUCAAGUGUUAGACCGGGCUGCCUCGCUUUGAUGGGGUUAUCCCCUCCUUUCAUUUUUCAGCUGAUUUUUCUCCAAGUUGCUCUCAGCAGGCCAAAGGGCGGCAGAAGAAAAAAAAUCACAUUAUUUCUCUGGAAUGCCUUUUAAUAGAGUGCCAAUUGCUAUAUUGUGCAUCUCUGGUUGUCAAGGUGCUAUAUAAGCAUGGAUUCCUGUGUGCCCACCUAUUGGUGCCAGCUUUAGGAAGUCCAAAUACCUCCUGCCCUCAGCUCUGUCGCCUGCAUCACAUGGCGAAGAAAGAAGAAAGGGGUCGCUUUCUCCUGGUUAAAAGAGAACAAUGUCCUCUCUUUUCUCCCCUCACAAGUGAGCGUCUCCAGUUUGAAUUAUGUAAUUUGAUACGACGUAGAACCCGUCCACUAACCAUGCCUCAGGAAGGGCGACUUACACUCAGACUAUUGUCCAGACGGUCCACGCUGAGACAACCCCCACAUGCUCUCAUUUUCCACUCAUUCCUCAUGUAUGCUCUCCUAUUUGAUCUUACCCUCAUCCCUCUUUCUCUGUGUUCCUGCUGUCUGUCUUUUAACCCGAGUCUGAUCCCUCAUAUUGUCUUAUUACCUGCGAGCAAACAAGAUGCAUUGUAAUGUAUUUGUCCAGUGACGCUGGCUCUCCAGUAUGUCAAUGCAGAGUCCGGAUUGACCGCCUCAAGGCCGGUACACAUACAUGCGGAGCUUUUGUUGGUGAAACUGGGAGAACAAGUCCAACCACACCGGCCCCUGAGAGGCUGAAAGAGCACAAAGAGAUAAGCAGGUGAGGAGGAAAAGGAGAGGGUGUAGAGUGAGUAGGAAAGUACCAGAUUCUCUCAAGGGAGUCAAAACUGAUUUAUAGCUGCUACAAAGGUCGACUUUAGUGAUUUCAGUUUCUUAUAUGAAACACAGGUUAAUCUUCAGAGAUUGUGCUUUCUGUAUUGAAACACAACAUUUACAAUAAUCCGACCCAAGUCAUUUUGUCAUGGCCCUUGGGUCAGCGGUUUGGAAUGGGCAGCUCCCUCCCAUUCACACCUCCCAUCUGCCAUCACAGACCGAGAAACAGGAAGUCAUUUGCCAUCAUAAUCAGUAGUGCGGGCAUGAGGACUGAACUAGAGUGAGCAUGGAUUCAGGAGCUGCAAAGUGAAGUUUCAGGUGGACAAACAAACAGAGCACCUUACCCCCCCACCGAGCCCUGUAACCAAUGGCAACCUCAGUCCAAACACUUCCUCUGACCCGUGGCCCCAAAAAAACCUUCCGUAACCCGCUGCCCCUCUCGUCCCGUUGCGGCAUGGGAAGUGUAGGCAGUCUGGUGGAGAGGCCGGACCUGUCUCCGACUAAAAGCAGCCGUGCAGUUCCACAGGUGAGACCCAAACAGACCAACGGCCUCCUGAAGAAAGGCUUCACCCAGAGAGAGCUGCUCAACUACCUCAACAUCACCAGGAGAGAGCCUAAAACAGGCGCUGACGGGAAGAAGGACGUUAUCCCUGGCCGUGAGGAGGACAACUUAUACGCCAAGGUGUACCAUAAAGACGGCACAGAAAUAGAUUUGACUAAGAACUCCCUGCCAAGUGCAGGCAAGUAUGAAAAGGCUCGAUUAAGGUCUGCCUUCAAGCCUGUCACACCGAAAAACUUCAGCUCCAUGCAAAACCUCUAUCCCUCUUCCAAGUCUGAGGAUGUGGACCAUGGCCUUUCCAAUGGGCUGCACAGGUCUUACGCCCAUGUCCCCAAAGCUGUCUCCACCUCCUCCUCCUCUUCCUCACCCUCCCGCCAUGGAGCACCAACAUCCAGUGGUAACAAGGCCAUCUCCUCGGUGCGUGGGAUUAGCCAGGAGGAUGAUAAUUUGUCAGACUCGGGCCAUAACUCCAUGAACAGCCUUCCGCCAUACCGGCCUCCUUUCCGCCCACACCUGUCUCACAUCAGCGCAUCUAUGGGACACAUCAACACCAUCAGCUCCCUGGACCGCACCUCUCUGGGCCAGAAGGGUGUCGGGCCAGGGGGCGUGGCCAUAGGAGAGAUGGCCUGUCGGAGCAUGGCCACCCUGAGCCGUCUGGCUCCAUAUGGAGGAGAGGCUCCUCCUCCUUAUGAAUGGACUCUCUCCCUGUCCGUGGAGGAAGUGGUCCGUGAUCUGGAGGAGCGGCUGGUGGAGAAAGAGCACGAGCUGAAACAGAUGAAGAGAAACCUAGAUGAGAGUGAGGGCGCCAUCGCCCAGGUUUUCGAAGGGAAACAGCGUCUGUGGGAGAAGGAGGUGGACGAGCUGAAACACCUGUAUGCUGCCAAGCUGCGCCAGGUUUCCCAGCAUGCCCAGCGCUCUCAGCGCACCUUGCAGUUGCAGCUGUUUAAGGCCCAGCAGGAGAAGAACCGACUGCAAGAGGAGCUCGACAGCCGGAACAGAGAAAGGAGCCAGGAGGCUGGAGCCAUGGUGAAGAGAACCAGUCCCACUCUGGAGGAGACGCAGUGGGAGGUUUGCCAGAAGUCAGGGGAGAUCUCCCUGCUGAAGCAGCAGCUGAGGGACUCCCAGGCGGAGGUGACCCAGAAGCUGAGUGAGAUCUUCCAGCUGAAGACGCAGCUCAGGGAGACGCGCACAGAUCUGCGCAACAAAGAGGGCCAGAUGGAUGCACUGAAGCUGGUCCUGCAGGGGACGCAGCGUCGCAGGUGCUCCUCUCAGCCUGCACAUGAGGACGGAAAAGGAGCAGAGGAGAAUCCUUCAGCUGGGGCAACAGGAGUCUGCGGGGGCCCCACAGAGGAGCGUCUGCGCGCAGAGCUCCUGCUGGAGAGACGCCAGAGCGAGGGCCAGGCCAUGGCUUUCGAAGAAGAGAGGCAGACAUGGCAGACAGAAAAGGACAAGGUCAUCCGCUACCAGAAGGAGCUGCAGGCCAGCUACUUAGAGAUGUACUACCGCAACGAAGCGCUGGAGAAGGAGCUGCACCAGCUGAGGGCAGGCAGAGAGCAAGAGGGAGCAGGAGGAGCAGGAGGAGGGAGCAGAAAUGGGACACUGGAAAGAGAAGUGCCAGAGCUGAGGAGUGAGAGAGAGGCUGAAAAACAAGACGACAGACCUUCCUCUGGUUUGCCGUGGAUAGACAGAAUUGAAUCAUCUGAAAUUUGAAUGUGCCAGACUAACCGGUCUGGCAGUGUGGUUUCUACCGGAGUCCAUGUGCCUGCCAGGAAAAGGGAAAAUAAAGAGUUAACCAAAUUGUGAGGAAAGUACACCUUUUUUACUCACUAAGCAAACAUUUGAUGGAAUUCAUUUUGACAGGCAUCUAUAUGUUUAAAGAUUCCUAGUUGGUAAAUGAUUAGAUUUAAUAACUAGUUUAAAUGCUUUAUUCAAAUCAUUUUUUCAACAAAAUGAUUCUGUCCAAGCUCAAAUUCUUGAUUUACUAUUUAAAGUAUUUCAAAAUGUCAAUUUGUUGAUACAUUAACUCAGGUCUAAGAUAAUAAUAUAUCAAAGGUCUGACUUAAUAUCUCUCUGACUUUGUUGAUGAUUUUAAAUGUAAUCAUACAUUUAUUUUUAUAUUCUCUUCUUCUUUUCCUGGCAAAAAAGGGCUUCCAUAGUUUCCGGUCUGUUGGCCAUUCUAUGCUUAUUAAUCCUUGUUGGUUUUAAUAAAGCCCUACUCCUGCAAAGACUGAACCAAAAAUCUCCAACAGAGCGCACUAAAGCCGGGGGUCGCUGCACAGAAAUAUUGUAAUCUGUCCUAGCAGAGGAUUGGUGUCAAUGUUGUAAAAAGGACACAGCCUGCUAUCCAACAACAAACCUGUAAAUGAGCAAAUUGAUAUCCUGUUUGUGUUCAUUUGGAAAUUACAUUUUGGUUUGGACUGCUGUAUAGUCUAGUCAGUAACAAAGGGAUUUAGUUUGGCCCGGUAACAUUUCAGCAGCACAUGUUAAGUGGAUUCACCUGGGCUCUGUGAGAGAAGCUGCAUCUCUGGGUUAAGUAUCAAGGAUUAAAGUGAUCUAGUGGAACGUUGAACUUUUUCUCAUUCACCUUCCAGCUCCUGUCAGGUGAGUUCUAUAUAUUUUGUACGUAAUGCAAUUUGUUUUGGCCUUUUUUCAUUGUAUUUCCAGCACAAUGCUGUCUUAAAUGGGCACAUUUUCAUAUCGUCUUUUGAUUGCAACGAAAGCGAUCAACAGAUAAGGAAGCUGAACACGACUGCCCUGCUUGGUGCCAUUUGUUGCACAUCCCCAGCCAAUAACAAUUAAAUGCAUGACACAGGUGACAUUGUUCUCUUGUAUUGUUUAUUAUUCACUUAUGAACAUUCAAAAGCCAGCUGUCAACCGACCUUUCAACAUACUGUGACUCUUGUCUAUUUACUGGAAUUAAAACUGUUCAGUAUAAAUGUAUAUGUUUGUUUUUGGAUUCAUAAUAAACAUGUAUGAAGUGUUAAAUGUGGCAUUUGUGUAAA